Molecule: messenger RNA, 3974 nt
Organism: Oryzias melastigma (Indian medaka)
Lineage: Eukaryota; Metazoa; Chordata; Actinopteri; Beloniformes; Adrianichthyidae
Gene: terf2ip
Product: telomeric repeat binding factor 2, interacting protein
Exons: 10
Coding region: 160-2514 (784 amino acids)
Biological process (GO): regulation of DNA-templated transcription; telomere maintenance via telomere lengthening
Cellular component (GO): shelterin complex
Molecular function (GO): telomeric repeat DNA binding
Source: RefSeq, a predicted model, not a curated record
AUUCGCUGUACACAUUUAGCAAACAGACAGAGAAGCGGACACUGUCCAACGAGUAACGGUCAUUCCUCAUCUAAUGUUUGCUUUACGACAGUUUAUAUAGUCCGUAAAAGAAGCCAACUUCAAUACCGUUUGUGUAAGCAACCCCCAUGACUUCUCGCCAUGCCAACCAGACAGCAAGCUGCCAUCCAAAACAUCUCUCCGGUUCUCUUUCUGACUUUCGAUGGGGAGCCCAUGACUUUCUAUCUGCGGCCGGGACACACCAGACAGCAGCUCCAGCCAAUGAUAAAAGCUGGAGGAGGGGUGAUGUGCAGAACGCAGAGGCCUGGAGCCAUCCUGCUGAUCGAUCCUGAGGCCAGAAGUUCUGUUUCUGGAUCCAACGCUCACCUGUAUGUUUCCACUCAGUACAUCCUCGACUGCAUUGAGAAGGAGGAACAGCUGAAUGUGGAGGAUUACCGGUUAACUCCUGACGAUGUACCAAAGCCGUCCACAAAAAAGGACAGGACUAAAACACCAUCAGAAGGAAGGAUUCCCUACACCCCUGACGAUGAUACCGCCAUCUUGGAAUAUGUCAAGAGUCGGAAGGCGAGAGUGGGUGGGAUUCUCCUUUGGCGGGAGAUGGAGAGGAAGCGCGUGACCGGCCACAGCUGGCAGUCCAUGAAGGACAGAUACGAAAGACGACUAGCCAAGAAGCUGCUGGAGGCUGUGACAGCGGAAUCAACAGAAAACGUAACAGGAAGUGAGGCAGAAGAGGACCAGGCUGAGGAUGAAGACAAUCGCGUCUUUGACGGUGAGAUCCCUUCAGAAGCAGCUGUUGCUUCUCCACAGAAACACUCCAAGGAAUCACAUCCAGAAGAGGUUUGUGGAACCACGCCGACAAAUGCAGAGGAUGCGAGCUCGUCUAAAGAGGAGAAGAGUGAGAACCAGCAGACAGAUGGAGCGCCAGAGGAAACCGCAGAAUCAGAAACUAUGAAAGCUCCAAUGUCUGAUAGCUCUGUUACUGAGGAUUCCAGCGCUGAGCUGCAUGAAGACGUCCAGCCUGGUUCUGAUGAGGCAGCAGAUCCAGACAGGGAUGGACCUCAACCAAACAUCAGUCAAAGUCCGGCAGAAGAUUGUCCUCACGUUCUCGCCGAGUCUCCCGUCAAAGCGUCUACUCCUGGAAAACUGAAGGACAAGCGGAAGGCCUCACCUGCGACGGAUCAGCCUGUGCAGCGAAUGACACGCCGCAGGCUGGAGCUGGAGGCAGCGGCGUCCUCCGAGCCCUACGGGAGAAAACUGCGGUCGUCUUCCAGCAGCCCAGCGCCAUCUCCCCAGAAGUCAAAGAAAACAAAUCCAGUUAAAGCUGCUCGAGAAAAUAGCCCAGAAGCAGAGCAGCCGCCUCCUAAGAGAGCCAGAGGAAACAUCCCAGCUGCAGAGGAACAGAGAGAACCAGAACCCGAGCAGACAACACCAGCAGAUAAAUCUGAGUCACCGCUGAAGAAGAAGAAGAAAAAAACGAAGAGUCAGUUGGGGAUUCUGGAACUGGCAACAAAGGAGUUUGACGAUGGUUCAGAGUCUGGUGAAGAAGACGAAGAAGAUUCGAAUGUUCCAGACUCUGCUGAAACUGUAGCCACAUCAGCAGGACGCCUCCCCCCACCCACAGACGCCGCUGGAGGUCCCAGACCCUCGCAGGCCUCUGCAGUCAGCUCAAAGCAGAACGGUCCGGAGUCUCCAGCUUCCAGUGACAACUGUGUGCCGGACACGUGCUCCCUGGUUCCAGCACCCGCCAAGCCGCCUGUCCCUGAGCCCGCCGCCGUGACCUCGAAGGCUCACCUGUUCAUAUUUGACAGCGAAACGCAGGAGGACGACUCUCAGCGAGUCGCUGGUGACUCUUCAGCUGCUCCAUCCAACCUCCAACACUCAGGGGGCAAAGAUGCCUCUCUGUCUUUCACUCAAGGCCAGUUAGAGGAGGACAAACGGUGCAUCAAAGAGCUGAUGGUCCAGACACAACAGGACUUGGUCAGCGUCACCAAAGCUUUGCUAAAGACCAGCGGAGACUUCUCUGCGGCUCUAGACCUGCUGCUGAACCCCUCCUCUCUUUCUGCCUCCAUUUGGAGUCUCCAUGACGACAGCCUCUUGCUCUCAGCUGAUCCUCUCGUCCGGCAGCAGCUGCAGGAGAAAUACGGGGAGGAGAGCGUGGCCAAGAGGAUGAUGUUUCUGGAAGUGGAGGGCAGGAUAAGACUCCACGUCAUAAAGCUGGAAUCAUCUCAGACUGGUUUCUUCAACACGAUAAUGAGCUCACUGGACUCUAAAGACCUCCACAGUCACCAGAACUCAAUCUUUGGGGUGUGGUGGAACGGGAGAUCGGCAUCAUGGAUGUUCAGCCGACAAAUCUGCAGCAACUGUGAUACAAUCACGUCAAUAUGGACCAAAGUCUCUGAGGAAUGUCUCCAGAACCUUGUUGAAUCUGUGCCACCAAGGAUUAAGGCGGCUCUAAGGGAAAAAAAAGGAGUCCAACCAACAACAUGUACCCAAUAAAGUGGCCGGUGAGUGUAUUUUUUGAUUUCUAGGAAUUUGAUUUAACUUGAUUUUUUGUGAAGCUAAAACACUUUCACAAUUAUAGAUGUAUAAAUAUUAGGGCUGGGAAUCGAUUAAAAAUGUUGUAACUAAUUAAUCGCAAACCUGGAAAAAAUUAAUCGCAAUUAAUCGCAAUUCCACAUUUUUCUUUUUUCUCAUAUUUUUUUCCUUUUUUUGCUUGUGAAGAAUUAAUAAAAUAAAUUUUUUGGUGGAAGUUUGAUCCUGCUGGAUUUCAGGUCGGCUCCCCUGGAAUCUGCGCACAGGUGGGGACGUGUGUUUCCACCUAGAACUGCUCGCCUCAAGAAACAGCGGCAUGCAGGACUUCUGCAGAGUUUCCGCAAAUUUUAGACAACGCCAGUGCUCGUUACUGUAGAAAAAUUCAUGUCGGUCCCCAUCCCAAAAUAAAAUAUGAUUGGUCUCCUCAUUGUUAGAUUUCUACUUGCAGACAGCUCCGUUUGGCUCCGCCCACCACAAUGGGCUGUGCUGCAGCUGUUCCGCCAUAUUUAUUAAAAUAAAAGAUUACUUUUGUCCAAAAACUUCAAAUAAAUGCUGUAUUAUCUCUUUAAUUUAAUAAAAUAUCAAGUCUAUUUUAAACUGAUCGCACAGCUGAGGGCGUUAAUAAAUAUUUUUCCUUUCAAUUUUGUUUAAUUAAUCGCGUUUGUUAAUGUGUUGACUUUCAUAGCCCCAAUAAAUAAGCUUUCUUUGCAUUUUUUUGUAAAUUUCUUACAUUUUGUGGUAAAUUAUACAACUUUUAAAUACUCAAACAAGUUUUUCUUGUAUAUUUUCUUUUUUUUCUAAACUAAAAAAGCAAUUUUACUUAAUAAAAUAAUGAAUCAGUCAGAGAGCAGAAUGAGAUGGAGUAGAAAACGCUGGAGGUCGAUACGUCUGGCGACAUGCAUGACAAAUGCUUGCUUGCAUGCAGACUGGCCUAUGACAGCUAUGAUAAAUCACUUCUGAAAAUACAGAGACAAAAAAACAAAACUACAAUUCCUCCCAGUGGACUCUAUAGGUGUGUCUGAAAUGUCUUUUUCAUGACAGCAUUCUUACUCAGCCCUGGUUUAAAAAAACAAAGAUAAUUCAUAGGACGUUUCAGUAAUCUUUGCUUUUGAGGAGGGGCAUGCUGGGAAAACAUACAUGUGGCACAGAUACUGAGCAAGGCACGCUUUAUCUGACCAGAACUAAAGCAGGUCAUUGAUCGAAUGUCAGGUUGCUCUGUAAUCUAUAGGCCGUCUGAUUCCACGGGGAGACGAGGCUCGCUAAUGUGGAAGACGUGUGAAAGGGAUCAGACUGUCCGGCAGCUCCUGACCUACUGUCUGUCUGCACUGAGGAGAAGACGACAGCCAAACGUUCAGCCUCAAGUCAUUGGUCUGCUAGAAGCAAAACAACACAGAGCAGAAGAAAAAAAGCAAUAAAACAAAAAA